This is a messenger RNA of Phyllotreta striolata, 793 nucleotides long. The record is from the annotation of a GenBank genome assembly. Lineage: Eukaryota; Metazoa; Arthropoda; Insecta; Coleoptera; Chrysomelidae.
AAAGUACUAAAAUAAAUGCGUAUACGCUUGCAUUAGGAGAGUACUAUUCAGAUUUUCUAGUUUAGUCAUAUUUAGUUUCUAUUAAUAGCUAGUUUCGUACUAAAUCGAGAAACAAUGUUUAAAUUAUUGUUACUUGCAAUUAGUUUUUGUUGUUUAGCAGAGGGAUUGAACGUUAAAGUGUCCGUUUACUACGAAUCCUUAUGUCCUGACAGUGUCAACUUUAUUACAAACCAAUUUUGGCCUACAUACAAAAAUAUCGGAUCUCCCGAUAUUUUGGUCGAUUUAAUUCCAUACGGAAAAGCAUCUGAAACAAACAGGUCAGGACAAUGGGUUUUCACGUGCCAACAUGGUCCCGAUGAAUGCUACGGUAACGCUUACCACGCAUGCGCCAUAUCUUUGUUCUCCAAAGAGGAAAGCGCUGAAUUCGUUUACUGUUCAAUGAGCUCCGAUUAUCCCAGCUCAGACGAAACGCUGCGAGAGUGUGCUUCGAAUUUAGGUUUGAGAUGGGCCAGUUUGAAGACUUGUUACGAAUCCGGUCAAUAUAUUAAGCUUCUUAUAGAUAAUGGAGAACGUACUAGAUCAGUAAAACCAGCAAUCACGUUUAUUCCCACUAUUGUGUUGAAUGAUAAGUACUCAGAUCGAAAUCAAAAUGCAGCAUUUACUGGUUUUCAAGAUUUAAUUUGCUCCGUGCUAAAUCAACAACCGGAAGUUUGCAAGGAGGCUUUGGAAGUUGUUUAUAUUUCAUAAUACUUGUUAGCAAAAAAUGUGUUGAAAAAAUAAAAAUCGACAUUCU